Molecule: messenger RNA, 1017 nt
Organism: Fusarium venenatum
Lineage: Eukaryota; Fungi; Ascomycota; Sordariomycetes; Hypocreales; Nectriaceae
Biological process (GO): sterol biosynthetic process
Cellular component (GO): endoplasmic reticulum membrane
Molecular function (GO): C-4 methylsterol oxidase activity; iron ion binding
Source: RefSeq, a predicted model, not a curated record
AUGGACGUCCUUCUCUCCCUUCCCAUCUUAUCAUACCUGCUGUCACCUGCUUCCGCAUCAUGGUCUACAUCUCUCAAUCUUCUCUUCUUCUACAUGACAUGGACAACCCUCGUUCUGUCCCAUACAUCUCUUCGCAUUCGCGUCCUUGGCACACUUGCCAUAAGACUCGUCCUGUAUCUUAUACCGUCUCUUCUGACCCUUCUUCUCGACACCUCCGUACCUAGUGCUGCAGAGUCCGUCAAACUUGGUGGCCGCGCUUCACUUCCACAACGUAAUGGCCGUUUCAUCGUACGCCAGGUUGCGCUAGUGCUGGUGAACCUGGCGCUUGUGACUGCGGCUGAGGGCACGUCAAAUCUAGGCUUCAAGUAUAUUCUUGGAGAGGAUGACUUCAAGACUGCAUCGGUACUGCCCUUACCGUGGCAGUUGGCUAAGCAUAUUCUGCUGAUGCUGACGGCCAGAGAGGUGCUGACUUACUACAUCCAUCGCAACGUAUUGCACUCAAAGGGCGCAAUUGCGAAAUAUCACAAGCAAUAUAGCCACGCGAGGUCAGCGGCGCCUUAUAGUCUUCAACUAUUUGCGGACCACCCAAUCCCUCUACUUCUUCAUCGCUUUCUUCCUAUCUACUUGCCAUCUAUUGCGUUGCGCCCACACCUACUUACAUACUUCCUCUUCCUUUCGCUAUGCACGGCUGAAGAGACUCUUGCCAUGUCGGGGUAUAGUAUCGUACCCGGUAUUAUCAUGGGUGGUAUGACACGACGCACAGCGGUGCAUUAUGCUAGUGGAGGCAAUUGCAACUACGGCGCAUGGGGUCUGUUGGAUUGGAUGAAUGGCACUGGUCGUGGGCGUGAUGUUCUGGAUGACGUGAAAGCUGAAGCGGAGAAACAUCACGUCAAAGAAAGGUCCGCGAAAAAGUUGGAUAGCGGCAUGGGAGCUAUCAAAGGAGGAAUUGACAAAUUUUCAAACAGUGAUGAGGGUGGCAAGAGAAGGAGUUCAAGGCUGCGAUCUAAGCGAACUUAG